AACAAAUUGGAUACAAAACAAACGGGCUAUUUUCUGUGAUGGGAAACACAUCGGUGGAAACCGUUUACUGCAACUUCCAUGCCAAAGAAAAUGAUUUGCAGAAAUGGAUUGGAUCGAACGACAUCAAGUCGGUGCCGACCUAUUUCUACGUCACGAGAAUCACCCCAUUUUCAACGAUAAGAACUCCAAUUCCAUUCGACCUCGCCAAAGUCAACAUGGGAAACGCCAUGGAACUGGCGUCGGGGAAAUUCAGGGCACCGAGAUCAGGGAUUUACUUCUUUUCUUUCACGGGCCACGCCCUUUUCCCUCAAUCUGUCUCCGAGGUUGAAUUAGCGGUGAGUCUUUACCUGAACGGCAAUCGAAUCGGCUGGGCGGAGGUAGAAGAAACCAACACCUCCGAUGGCCAAUUUAGUCCGUUGACCCUCCAGUCGACCAUCAACUUGAAGGCGGGCGAUCAAAUUUGGCUGCAGAUCGUGUCCAUUUCAGAAGGGACGGUCCUAUUCAACGCACGAAAUCAUUACACUCAUUUCACAGGGUGGAUGUUGGAGGAAGAUAUUGUUGCGUCACUUUGAAUAAA
Molecule: messenger RNA, 577 nt
Organism: Daphnia pulicaria
Lineage: Eukaryota; Metazoa; Arthropoda; Branchiopoda; Diplostraca; Daphniidae
Product: complement C1q tumor necrosis factor-related protein 3-like
Exons: 2
Coding region: 39-572 (177 amino acids)
Molecular function (GO): protein binding
Source: RefSeq, a predicted model, not a curated record